GUGAUGAAGAGGAGCAGCUCUUCAUCGCCUUGUGUCUGGUCUCUCUGCAGGUGAUGAAGAGGAGCAGCUCUGGUGUCUCUGCAGCUCUUCAUCACCCUGUGUCUGGUGUCUCUGCAGGUGAUGAAGACGAGCAGCCUCAGCAGCAGCAUCCUCUUCCUUCCUAUCGGGAUUAUAAAUUCAACAGUUCCAUAAAGAGCUUCCAGACGGGCUUCUUCCCCAGCAGCUGCAGUGACAGCAGCCAGCACAGCUUCCAGCUGGUUCUGGGCUCGGGGGCGCCUCCCCUGGGCGGGCCCUGUCAGCGCAGAGACGUCCAACCAGCAGAGAGCAGCACCGGCCAGUUCUGUGACGGGCCCCUGAAACCCAGAACUGCAUAUAGGCUCAGCAUCCGAGCGUUCACUCAGCUGUUUGAUGACCAGCAGAGAGCCUCUCCUCUGUACAGCGACACCUACCUGUCACUACCCAUUGUCACCGAGGCCGAGCCUCUGAGCGGCGUGAUCGAGGGUGUCAGUGCCGGCAUGUUCCUUGUCGUCAUGAUGGUGGGGGUCACCGCUCUGCUGGUUUGCAGACAAAAGAGUCGUAAAGU
This is a messenger RNA of Notothenia coriiceps (black rockcod), 583 nucleotides long. Its product is annotated as receptor-type tyrosine-protein phosphatase beta-like. Gene Ontology annotation, cellular component: signaling receptor complex. The transcript is spliced from 4 exons. NCBI's taxonomy places the organism in Eukaryota, Metazoa, Chordata, Actinopteri, Perciformes, Nototheniidae. Gene Ontology annotation, biological process: angiogenesis; peptidyl-tyrosine dephosphorylation involved in inactivation of protein kinase activity. The annotation marks the transcript as partial. Gene Ontology annotation, molecular function: cadherin binding. The record is from RefSeq and is a predicted model, not a curated record.